This is a messenger RNA of Microthlaspi erraticum, 1614 nucleotides long. Lineage: Eukaryota; Viridiplantae; Streptophyta; Magnoliopsida; Brassicales; Brassicaceae. The record is from the annotation of a GenBank genome assembly.
AUGGUGGGAUUGGAUGUUUUGGAGGAAUCUGGAGAGAAGAUGAGCAAGAAACAGGCAAAGAAGCUAGCCGCUAAACAGCAGAAGUUGCUCCGUAAACAGGAACGAGAAGAAGACACAUCAUCAUCAUUAUCUUCUCUUUCUGUGGAGGAGGAGGAUGAAUCUUCUUCCAGCAACUACGGUGACGUGACUCUCAACGAGUUGCAGUCGGCCGCAGGUACAAGCUGGAGAGAGCUCACUCAUGUGAGCAACUUGGUUGAAGAGAUUGUGGGGUCAGAGGUUUCGAUCAGAGGUCGAGUGCACAAGAGACUCGCUAAAAAAAUGUUUGUGACCUUGAGGGCAAGUGGUGGAGGAUUCACGGUUCAAUGCGUGGUGGAGGAGGCCAGAGUUGGUGCAAACAUGGUUAAAUUUGUUAAGCAGCUGAGUCUUGAAUCCGUUGUUGAGGUCAUCGGUGUCGUCUCCUCUCCCCCUAAGCCUAUCACAGGAACCACUCAGCAGGUUGAAAUACUUGUCACGAAAAUGUACUGCCUCAGCAAAGCCUCGCCAGAUUCACCACUUGUUGUGGAGGAUGCUUCUCGAAGUGAAGCAGAUAUUGAAAAACUUGAGAAGGAUGGUCAACCAGCUCCUCGUGUCCUACAGGACACACGUUUGAACAAUAGGGUUCUUGACUUGAGAACACCGGCUAAUCAAGCCAUCUUCAGUAUUCAGGACCAAGUCGAAAUUGCGUUCAGAGAAUUCUUACACUCCAAGGGGUUUCGUGGAAUCCACACACCGAAACUGAUGGCUGGAAGUAGUGAAGGAGGUUCUGCUGUAUUUAAAUUGGACUACAAAGGGAAGCCUGCUUGCUUGGCUCAGUCUCCUCAGCUUCAUAAGCAGAUGGCUAUAUGUGGUGACAUGCGAGGCGUCUUUGAGGUUGGUCCUGUUUUCAGAGCUGAAGACUCCUUCACUCAUAGACACCUCUGUGAGUUCGUUGGUCUUGAUGUGGAGAUGGAGAUUCGAAAUCACUACUCUGAGAUAAUGGAUCUUGUUGGGGACUUGUUUCCCUUCAUAUUCAGAAAAAUAGAAGAAAGGUGCCCAAAGGAACUUGAAGCUGUUAGAAAGCAAUACCCAUUUCAAUCUUUGAAGUUUCUUCCGGAAACAUUGAGGCUAACCUUUGCACAAGGGAUCCAAAUGCUCAAGGAAGCUGGCGUGGAGGUUGAUCCUCUUGGUGACCUAAACACAGAAUCCGAGAGGAAACUAGGGCAGCUUGUUCUUGAAAAGUACAAGACGGAGUUCUACAUGCUUCAUCGCUACCCAUCGGCUGUGAGACCGUUCUACACGAUGCCCUGUGAAGACGAUCCUAACUACAGCAACUCAUUCGAUGUCUUCAUCAGAGGAGAGGAGAUCAUGUCAGGAGCUCAACGUAUCCAUGACCCACAGCUCUUGGAGAAGCGCGCAAGUGAAUGCGGCAUUGAUGUCAAGACAAUAUCCACUUACAUCGAUGCUUUCAGGUACGGUGUACCACCUCACGGUGGAUUCGGAGUGGGGCUCGAACGUGUGGUCAUGCUCUUAUGUGCCCUCGAUAACAUCCGCAAAACUUCGCUAUUCCCUCGUGACUCUCACAGGCUCGCUCCCUAA